AUGGAGGACGACACUGCGUGGAGUGAGGAAAAGGGAUUUUGCUUGAUAGAUGCGUACCGAGUUCGUGAAAUUUUGUGGAACCCGCAAAAUGAAAACUAUUUUAAGAAAAAUCUUAAGCAAGAUGCGUGGUCGGAAAUCGCAAAGUUGAUGUCAAUGACUGUAGAAAAAUGCAACAGCAAAAUUGUUAGUCUUCUCUCUUCAUUCCGCCGCGAAAAGCUGAAAGAAAAAAAUCAAAGGGGACAGGAAAAGGUGCCUCGGAAACAUACAUAA
This is a messenger RNA of Arctia plantaginis, 270 nucleotides long. Lineage: Eukaryota; Metazoa; Arthropoda; Insecta; Lepidoptera; Erebidae. The record is from the annotation of a GenBank genome assembly.